AUGUGCGGAGGGGAGUUCACCUGCCGGGCUCAGCACCCGCUGGGCUCCCAGCACGUCUCCUUCAGCCUCUCUGUGCAGAGCAGCCCUCCCUGCAGCUGUGUGACCGAGGAGCAGCAGGGCUCCUGGCCCCUGGUCCUCACCCUGAUCAGAGGGGCCCUCAUGGGGGCUGGCUUCCUCCUCACCUACGUCCUCACCUGGCUCUACUACACCAGGUGUGGAGGCCCCCGGAACAGGAGGCAGAGCUCCUGAUGGAUCCUCCCUUCCUCUCAAGAUGGGACUGAGGUGUGGACACCAGGUGAGAGGGACCGUCCUGGGGCGUCCAUGUCACCUUCUUCCUGGAAGCUCUUGACUCACCUGCCUCCAAUGUGCCCCUGGGGUUUCAGUGUGUGGAAGUGACUGAGUGACCACAAGGGGAGUCAGUGCCAUGGAGAGAAGACU
This is a messenger RNA of Myotis lucifugus (little brown bat), 438 nucleotides long. Its product is annotated as sialic acid-binding Ig-like lectin 14. The transcript is spliced from 4 exons. The record is from RefSeq and is a predicted model, not a curated record. The coding region runs from base 1 to 249 and encodes 82 amino acids. NCBI's taxonomy places the organism in Eukaryota, Metazoa, Chordata, Mammalia, Chiroptera, Vespertilionidae.